This is a messenger RNA of Anoplopoma fimbria (sablefish), 1007 nucleotides long. RefSeq names its product peptidylprolyl isomerase Fb (gene ppifb). The transcript has 6 exons. The coding region runs from base 119 to 700 and encodes 193 amino acids. Gene Ontology annotation, molecular function: peptidyl-prolyl cis-trans isomerase activity. Gene Ontology annotation, biological process: protein folding; protein peptidyl-prolyl isomerization. The record is from RefSeq and is a predicted model, not a curated record. NCBI's taxonomy places the organism in Eukaryota, Metazoa, Chordata, Actinopteri, Perciformes, Anoplopomatidae.
UUUGCUUCCUGUGUUGUAAGAGAAACUUCCUCCCGUCGUCUCCUCUUAUAUCAGCGUGGACACGCUUGCUCAUUGACGACCCAAAGGAGCUAAUAAACCUCCUAAUUAGCCUGGAAAAAUGGUGUUUUUAGCCAACAGGAUAAAGUUAUGUUCUCUGGCGUUCACCGCCGCACGCAUGUACAGCAGCGGGCCUGCAGCCGCCAACAAGAACCCCACGGUGUACUUUGACAUUGCUGCAGACAACGAGCCUCUGGGGAGGGUAACCUUCGAGCUCAAUGCAGAAGUUGUGCCAAAGACAGCAGAGAACUUCAGAGUCCUUUGCACAGGGGAGAAAGGCUUCGGCUACAAGGGAUCCACUUUCCACAGGGUGAUCCCUGAGUUCAUGUGCCAGGGUGGAGAUUUCACUAACCACAAUGGAACUGGAGGCAAGUCUAUCUAUGGAUGGAAGUUUCCAGAUGAGAACUUCAAGCUGAAGCACACUGGACCCGGCAUUUUGUCUAUGGCCAACGCUGGACCCAACACCAACGGAUCCCAGUUCUUCAUCUGCACCAGUAAAACAGAAUGGCUGGAUGGCAAGCACGUUGUCUUUGGCAGCGUGACGGAGGGACUGGACGUGAUCAAGAAAGUGGAGACUUUCGGAUCUCGAUCUGGGCGAACCUCCAAGAGGAUCACUGUCGCAGACUGCGGAGAGCUGGAGUAGACUCUGAGCUGUGGACACGCUCCAUGUCUCAUCUCCUGCUGUAAUUUCAAUGAGAGUGAAAGAGGUACUUUCCUCAGUCAUGGUCCACAGUGCUGCAAUUGAGCCUGACACUUUCUGUGUUGGUCUUUGUUCAGGGAGCACAGCUAACACACUUAUCUGUGAAAUGGUUGAAAAUGUGAACUUGUAUUUUUGAAUACAAUAAUUCUAUUGUAUUUGAGGAGCGAUAUUAAGACUUGAACAUGCAGUGAAACGGGUUUGGAAAAGAGGCAUUAGUCCUGCAAAAAAUAAAGUCUUUUUUUUUUCUAAA